AUGACCGGAAUCGUCACCGCCGCCUUCGAAUCCUGGGCCGACAAACAUCGUGCUGCGCUAGAUGCGAUCGUAGCCAAUGUCAACCUGAGUGACCCGAAGACUGUCACAUUCGAGAACAUUAUGCGCCCCGAGCUCCAGUUUGAGAAUGAGAAGUACUCACACAACCUGCGUUUCUACCAGCACAUUUCGGCGAACAGCGAAUUGCGAGACACCACUCGCAGAAUGGACAAACGGUACAUUGAAUUCUGGACUGAUAUGAAAAUGCGCGAGGACGUCUUCUGGGCGAGAGAUGCUCUGUAUCACCAAUCUGGUCUAGCGGCAAGCAGGAAACAGGAUCCUGCUCGGUACAUCACUGAGGACAUUGCAGAGAAUGCAGGUUUUGAGGACAUUGAGAGUGCUGUCGCUCUGGAAGAAGAGUGGAAAGCAGCCAUCAGCCGAGGAUUGGGCCUACCGUCUCAAUCUCAGCGUGACCGCUUCAAGCAAAUCCAAAAGCGCCUGGGACAAUUAAGAGCGAAGUUGGACGGCAUGGACGAUGAUGUUAUCGACCAGCUGGCAAAGGGAACGGGCGAGAAUGAAGGCAAGCACAAGGUCACGUUCGAUCCCAGUCAUUACGACAUCUUCCUUGAAACGGUUAAGGACCCGGAGGCUCGAAAGCGCAUGUGGAUUGCCAUGGAGAACAAAUGCCCGGAAAACGUCCCGCUCUUCCAAGAGGCCAUGCUUCUCCGACACGAGGCAGCUUGUCUACUGGGUUACCCAGACCAUGCCACGUUGAGGGUCGAAAGCCGAAUGGCGAAGACACCCACGGCUGUCAACAACCUGUUGGAUGACUUACGAAACCGUCUUGCACCCCUUGCCGCUAAAGAACUCAGCCAGCUACUCGAUGCUAAGAAGAAGGACUGCGAGGCUCGAAACUUGCCAUUUGAUGGCAGUUUCUAUUACUGGGAUUGGGAUUUCUACGACGCCAAAGUCUACAAGCAACAACAUGACCUCGACAACAAGAAGAUCGCCGAAUACUUUCCGAUUGAUUCCGCAAUAACAGGCAUGCUCAACCUUUUCGGGGAGCUCUUUGGCAUCGUUUUCGUUAGGUUAUCCGCAGAGGAUCUCGGGCGUAUCUUUCCUACUGGCGUUGCAGAAGAUGUCAUGUAUCACACGGACACCAUCAUGUUUAGUGCCUGGAACGACGAAUCCGAGGGCAAUGGCUUCCUGGGGUACCUUAACAUUGACGCCCACCCACGCGAGGGCAAAUACAGACACACGGCAAACUUUCAACUGGAACUUGGGCACCAGAAAGCGGACGGCACGAGGUUUUACCCAGCCUCGGCUCAUGUUUGCAACUUCCCUGCGCCAACCAAGGACAAACCCUCACUCCUCGACCACAAACAUGUUGUUGAUCUAUUUCAUGAACUGGGACACGGGAUCCACGGUCUGGUUUCACCCACUCCUUUCUCUCGUCAUCGCGGGACAGCAGGCAAGCGAGACUUUGUCGAAGCCCCCUAG
Sordaria macrospora k-hell is the source of this 1497-nucleotide messenger RNA. The record is from RefSeq and is a predicted model, not a curated record. Lineage: Eukaryota; Fungi; Ascomycota; Sordariomycetes; Sordariales; Sordariaceae.